AUGACAACUCAAGAGGUUGAAGUGUUUGAUUCAAUUGACUAUGGGAGCGUAAAAAAUGAAAAAGACUUCAUUGACAAGGUGUCCAAAAAAGAUGCGAAAUUAGCCGAAAAACUUCGACUGGUCAACGAAACCAUCUACUCGAAAAUCAAUGCUCUUCCAGAACAAGCUCGACAAUACAUGCUCAAGACUAUUGAACGUGUAUCGUCGUUCGCUUCCGAGUCAUCAGUUGACGGAAUUUUCAAAUCAAUCAGAGGAAUCAUCAAAGAUUAUUCGAAACUUUCGAAAGAUGAUCAAAACGCACUUGUCACUGCAUUUCCUUGCAUUGGCGAAAUGAUGAAGAGUUGGUUUCUUCUAUUUUGGGAAUUUCUCAAUUAA
Messenger RNA from Anisakis simplex (herring worm), 375 nucleotides. Lineage: Eukaryota; Metazoa; Nematoda; Chromadorea; Rhabditida; Anisakidae. The record is from the annotation of a GenBank genome assembly.